GACGCUGGCCGUCGGAUCUUCCCCACGCCCACGCGUGCUCUGCACCGCGUCCCAGACCACUCGAGAAAACCCUCGCCGCCGCACUCUCACGGGCUCACUCAUCAUUAGUUUAAGUGUGAGGCCGCCGCGUGCGCCGGCGGCGGAGGCGGCCGCUCACCCCGCCGCCCCGCCCGUCCCGCUCGCCGCGGCCGAUGACCGCACUACCGAGACCGCGGCCACACGAAAAAAACGGCGGCGAUGAGGAGGCCCGGCCCUUGGCGCAGACCCGCGCUCCCGAGCGGCGGCAGCGUCGGACCCCUCCGCCUCGCGGGGCCAGCCCUCCCGUCCGCGCCGCGCCGCGACGCCGCCGGCUUGGAGGCCCGUGCUCGGGCAGCCGCCGCGGCGUCGUCGGCGUCGGAUGCGGUGGCGGGGCCUCCGGGGACCGCGUGGCGGGGGACCGUCGCGGCUUCCGGCCGUGGGUUCCGGCGACGCCAAGCCGUAGAUCUGAGCCGCCGUCCCCACUUCGUUUCCUCCAUGCUUCGAUCUGGUACCUCCAUCCCUCACCAUCUGUCUACCUCUCGCUCGCUCGCCGUGCGUGCGUGCGUAUAAGUGCAGUGCUCGGUUUGGUGGGUCGCUGGUUCCAGAUCUCACCUCUGCGGGGGCCGCCUCCUCCGAGCAGUUGGUCCGUUGGGCGCCGGGAAACCUUAGGGGGUAGGGACGGACCCAGCGAUGCGAGGAACGGAGCGUUGGCAGUACAGAAUCUUUGAAAAUACUCCGGUGACUAGGUGGUGACCGACGGAUAUUUUGGUUGUGGAAUCUUGGUUUUGUACGCCGGGGAUCACCACCGUCACCACAGUCAGUGGCGGAGCUUUAUUACCAACAAAUAUUGGAAGCUCGUCAGCAUCACCAUCUCCAUACAGACCGAGGGUUUGUUGGUCGCUGGUUCCAGAUCCCACCUAUAUGGGCGCCGCCUCCUCCGACCAGUUGGUCCGUUGGGCGCUGGGAACCCUUAGGAGGCAGGGACGGAACCAGCAAUGCAAGGAAUGGAGCAGUGGCAUUGUCAGAAUCUUUGCAAAUACCCUGGAGUCUGGAUAUUGGUAUAUCCAAAACAUCUUAUACUCCCUCUGUUCCUAAAUAUAAGUCCCUUUAGAGAUUUCAAUAGACUACAUAUGAGGCAAAAUGAGUGAAUCUACAUUCUGAAAUGCAUCUAUAUACACCCGUAUGUAGUCCUUGUUGAAAUCUCCAAAAUCCCCUCACAAUCAUCAUCAUCAUCACGAUCAUCUCCCUUGCUGUCACAAUCAGCUUGGUCCUCUUUGGUUCACAGGAUUCUAGAAAAGAAAGGCAGGGAUAUGUGAUAGUCCUACAGAAUUCCUUUGAAUCAAAGAGGCCCCCAACUUGUUGCUGCUGCUGUUGUUGGUGGUGCAAGCUAUUGCAAAGUUCAUACCAACUUUCUUUGGAUCAAAGAGGCCCUAAGGCUGUCGCACCUUUUGUUUGUGAAUGAUGCAUGGCUUUAUGAUUAACCAGUUUGUGGUUGCUGAACUGUGCCGUGCUGAAUGGACUUUCCAUUUUGGCGAGUCCGCUAGAGUUUCUCUUAGCUGGUGCGGGGCUAUGAUGAUUGAUUAUGGCUGAUAUAAGCAUGCUCUCGAGCAAUUGAGGCACUUGCGGGUAUAAAGUUGGACCCCCCCUUGUUUCUUUGAGCCGUUUUGAUCAUGUGCUUAUUUUAGUGGCUCUGUCCUUGGAUGGUCAUUUCUGAUGAGUGAUAACCAGGGCAGUUUCACCAUUGUAAGAACAGAUUCAUCCGGUGAUGGAGACACUAGGGAAAGGGUCAUAUGAUCGAGCAAAGGCGAAUCUGAGCCCAUUCAAAUGCAGUUCUGGUCUCAAAGCACAAUCUGCUAUGUUGCCAUUCUGUAUUUGUAUUUAGCGCCUCCUUGGUUUGCAGGAUUUUAAGAACACAACAACAACAACAACAACAACAACAACAACAACAACAACAACAACAACAACAACAACAACAACAACAAAGCCUUUAGUCCCAAACAAGUUGGGGUAGGCUAGAGGUGAACACACUCAAGGAAAAAUUGCAGGAUUGCAUUGUUAGGGCAUCUCCAUCGCAGACCCCCAAGGUUCCGUCCGCAAAUGUCCGCGGACAUGUCCUGACGUGUCUGCGGACUGCCGGCCGGGCCUAGGCCAUUCUUGCUAGGGCGAUGAUGAUUGACCAUGGCUGAAAUAGUGUGCCUUUGAGCAAUCGAGGCACCUGUGGGUAUCAAGUUGGAUCCUCCCUCUUGUCUCUAGAAUCCUUUGAUCCUGUGAUACUGAUUGCUCUGUCCUUGGACGGUCAUUCUUGCUGAGUGAUAACCAGGGCAGCUCCACAGUAUAAACUGGUUGAUCUGGUGAUAGCAGACGAUGUGGGUAGGUUAUAUGAUCGAGCAAAGGCGAAUCUGAGCCCACUAUGCAAUAUAAGCUCCAGUGUUUAUAUCUGUCUUGUGUAAAGAUUUCUUCUCUUAUACCUUCAUUGCAUAAGUUAUGCUUGAUCUUUUAUCGUUCGCUGUUGCUCCUUAAUUUAAUCUGGUUAAGAGUAAGUUGCACUUUGUUACAUUAGGAAGACUUGCUCCCAGCAAAUUAUCGGUUGAAUGGCUUGUUUUAAUUAGUUGUCAUACUAUUAUUUCUAUUUUUCCGCAAGUUACCAGUUGCAGCUACUUGUUCUUACAUGCUACAAAUAAUAAUGCAACUGGAUUUUUUUGGAGAGAAUGCUGGACUGUUCAUGUAAAGAGUGACCGAGGCAGCAUGUCACAUGUUACUGUCUGUAUCCAUAAGCAAUUUUUCAACUGCUGUGAUUAAGUUGCUGGGUUAAUCUGGGCCAUUGAGCAGUCAUUUUCUUUUGUUUUCUUUAGUUUGUUCUGAAGCUUUCCCCAAUUCUGGCUGUCGCCACUAUGUUUUUUAGAUCAUCCACCAGAUUAAGUGCAGCUGAACUUCAAAGGAUUUGUGUUUUGUUAGUGUCUUAACUUGUUUCCUUGCUAAGUAAGCCUUUGGGGUUAUUCUGUUCUGUUGCUGCCUUCUUUGUACAUAUAGUUUUGCAUCACUUUGUCUUGUACUCUUCCUGGCAAGCUUAUAACAGUGACGACCUUUGUCCAUUUAGACAUAGAAUGUGUGCUCUGCACCCGACAUGUGGAGAAGGCACGCUGUCAAAAAAAAGUGGAGAAGGGACGCAUGGUACCGCGUCCCAAACUGCUCGACAAAACCCUCUCCGCCGCCCUCUCUCACGGGCUCACUCAUCAUUAGUUUUAAGUGUGAGACCGCCGCGUCCAUCGGCGGUGGAGGUGGCAGAGCUGUCGCUCACCCCUUCGCUCCGCUGCGGCCGAUGACCGCACCACCUGAGACCGUGGCCACUUGGAAAACAGCGGCGAUGAGGAGGCCCGGCCCUUGGCGGCGACCUGUCCCUCUGAAUGGCGGCAGCGUCGGCCCUUGGCGGCGACCUGUCCCUCUGAAUGGCGGCAGCGUUGGAUCUUUGCCUCGCGGGGCCCGCUCUCCCAUCUGCUCCGCGCUGCGAAGCCGCCGGCAUGGCGGCCCUUGCUCCGGGCAGCUGCCGCAGCGUCGUCAGCGUCAGGUGCGGUGGCGGGGGUUGUGGGGACCGCGGGGCGGGGGACUGCCGUGGUUUCCUAUUGUCGGUUCUGACGACGUCAAGCCGUAGAUCUGAGCUGCCGCCACCAUGUCCAUUUUGUUUCUUCUAUGUUUUGAUUUGGUACCCCCCCCCCCCCCCCCCCCCCCCCCCCCCCCCCCCCCCCCACUCCCCCCCACCCCCACUCGCUGUGCCUUGCGAGUGUGUCCAUGUAUAAGGGAGGUGCUUGUUUGUUUUUCAUGUGCGAGUCUCGGCGUUUUGGUGAAGCUGUGCGAGGGUUUGGUCGGUUGCUGGUUCUACAUCCCACCUCUAUGGGCUCCGCCUCCAACCGACCAGUUGGUCCGUUGGGUGCUGAGAAAUCUUAGGGGGUAGGGAUGGACCCAGCGACGACACUGCCACAACCUUUGCAAAUACUCUAGCGACCAGCACUGUCAGUGGCGGAGCUUUACCAAUAAAUAUUGGAACCUCGUCAGCAUCAUCAUCUUGGUCGCUGUCUCAUUCCCCUUUGUACUCUUUGGUUCGCAGGAUUCUAGAAAUAUGGGAAUAUGAAAGUCACAGGAAUAUGUGAUAGGAUCCUCCAAAAUUCCUUUGAAUCAAAGAGGCCUCAAACUUGCUGGUGCUGGUGGUGGUGAUGCUGGUGCAAGCUCCUCUCUCUCUCUCUCUCUACUGCGAAGUUCCUGUGAACUUACUUGGAUCAAAGAGGCCCUAAGCUGUCACACUUCUUGUUUGUGAAUGGUGCAUGGCUUUAUGAUUAACCUCAGUUUCUGGUUGCUGAACUGUGUCGUGCUGAAUGGACUUUCCAUUUUGGCAAGUCUGCUGGAGUUGCUCUUAGCUGGCGUGGGGCUAUGAUGAUUGAUUAUGGCUGAUAUAAGCAUGCUCUUGAGCAAUGGAGGCACUUUUCGGGUAUUAAGUUGGAUACCCCCUUGUUUCUUUGAGCCGUUUUGAUCAUGCGCUUAUUUUAGUGUCUCUGUCCUUGGAUGGUCAUUUCUGAUGAGUGAUAACCAGGACAGUCUCACCAUUGUAAGAACAGAUUGAUCUGGUGAUGGAGACACUAGGGAAAGGGUCAUAUGAUCGAGCAAAGGCGAAUCUGAGCCCAUUCAAAUGCAGUUCUGGUCUCAAGCACAGUGUGCUAUGUUGUUGCUGUUCUGUAUUUGUAUUUAGCGCCUCUUUGGUUUGCAGGAAUUUAAGAACACAACAACAACAACAAAGCCUUUAGUCCCAAACAAGUUGGGGUAGGCUAGAGGUGAAACCCAUAAAGAUCUCGCAACUAACUCAUGGUUCUUGCACAUGGAUAGCAAGCUUCCACGCACCCCUGUCCAUGGCUAGUUCUCUGGUGAUACUCCAGUCCUUGAGAUCUCUCUUUAGGGAUUCCUCUCAUGUCAAGUUUGGUCUACCCUGACCUCUCUUGACAUUAUCAACACGCUUUAGCCGUUCGCUAUGCAUUGGCGCUUUUGGAGGCCUGCGCUGAAUAUUCCCAAACCAUAUCAGACGAUGUUGGACAAGCUUCAUUGAAGGAAAAAAAAAUGCAGGAUAUUGCAUUGUUAAGGUAUCUCCAACCCUGACCCCCAAAGUUCUGUCAGCAAAUGUCUGCGGACAUGUCCUGACGUGUCCGCGGACAGCCGGCUGGGCGGAGGGCAUUCUUGCUAGGGCGAUGAUGAUUGACCGUGGCUGAAAUAAGUGUGCCUUUGAGCAAUCAAGGCACCUGUGGGUUUCAAGUUGGUUCUUCCCUCUUGUCUCUAGAAUCCUUUUUGAUCCUGUGAUACUUAUUGUUCUGUCCUUGGACGGUCAUUCUUGUUGAGUGAUAACCAGGGCAGCUCCACUCUAUAAACAGAUUGAUCUGGUGAUAAGAGAUGACGGGGGUAGGUUAUAUGAUCGAGGAAAGGCGAAUCUGAGCCCACUGCAAUGAACCCUAAACCCUUUUUAUUUGUAUUUAAAGGUGUUGCUUAUUCUCAAGUGUUUAUAGCAGUCUCGUGCAAAGAUUUCUUCCCUCUCAUACCUUUAUUGCAUAUAAGUUGUUCUUGAUCUUUUAUUGUUUGUUGUUGCUCCUUAAUUUAAUCUGGUUAAGGGUAAGCUGCACUUUGCUAUACUUGAAAGACUCGCUCCCAGCAAGUUAUCAUUUGAAUGGCUUGUUUUAAUUCGUUGUGACACUAUUACUUCUAUUUUUCCGGAAGUUUCCCGAUGCAGCUAUUUGUUCUUACUCAAUCCGUUUCUAAAUAUAAGUCUUUUUAGAGAUUUCAAAUUUUCAAUACAAACUAAAUACUGAUGUAUAUAGACAUAUUUUAGAGUGUAAAUUCACUCAUUUUGCUCUCUAUGUAGUCCCUUAUUGACAUAUCUAAAAAGACUUACAUUUACGACCGGAGGGAGCACAUGCUAAAAUUAUAAUGCUACAGAAUUUUUUGUAGUUCGUUUUUUUGAGAGAGAAUGCUGUAUUGUUCAUGUAAGGAGUGACCGAAGCAUGUCUCAUGUUGCUGUCUGUAUCUAUAAGCAAUUUUCCGACUGCUGUGAUUAAGUUGCUGGGAUAAUCCGAGCCAUCGAGUGGACAUUUCUCUGAAGCUUUACCCAAUUCUGUCUGUCACCACUGCAUUUUUUGGAUCACGCACCAGACUAAAUGUAGUGAACUUCGAAGGAUGUGUGUUUUGGUAGCUUCUUAACUUGUUUCCUUGCUAAGUAAGCCUUCGGGGUUAUUCUGUUCUGUUGCUGCCUUCUUUAUACAUAUAGUUUUGGUCUUUUGCAUCACUUUGUCUUGCACUCUUCCGAGCAAGCUUAUAACAGUGAUGACUUUGUCCAUUUAGUCAUAGCAACUAUUUGAAUUAUCAAAAUUUGCUACCAUUUGGUUACCACCAGAUGUUUGUCUGUUGACAAAACAUGGUCCAGGAAGGCAUUUUGUCUGCUAUGUUUUUUGAAAUAGAAUUCUGAUUCAGGGCUAUGAUGAUUGACCAUUGCUGAUAUAAGCAUGCUCUCGAGCAAUCGAGUAAGCUUUGGGUAUAAGUUGGAUCCUCCCUUGUCUCUUGGAGCCGUUUCAACCACAACAAGAAUUAUGGAACGGAGGGAGUAUAUAUUUUCUGUGGCUCUGUCCUUGGAAGGUCAUUUUGAUCAGUGAUAACCAGGGCAGCUCCACAGUAUAAACGGGUUGAUCUGGUGGUAAGAGAUGAUGGGGGUAGGUUAUAUGAUCUGAGCCCCUCAAAUGCAAUUCUAGUGCUCCUUCAGCAUAAUGUGCUACGUUGUUUCUCUUUUCUUAUUUGUAUUUGAAGGUGUCGCUUUUUAUGCUCCUGUUUUUAUAGCUGUUCUGUGUAUAUAUUUCUUCCCUCGUACCUUUAUUGUGCAAGAUGUUCUUGCUCUUUUUUGUUUCGUUCUUGCAUCUAUCUGCACUAUAGUACGUGAAGUAUCAACCAAAAAAAAUUGGUCUUUGAUGCUACAUAUUCAGUUAAUUUUGUUCCCACUGUGCAACUUAAAUGUAUUGUCAUUGCCCCCAGCACAUUAUACUUUGUGGUUUGCACACAUGCAUGGCAAAAUACUCCAAACCUGAUGUGGUGUAAUGAUGCUCUAUCAUGUAUUUUAAAAGCAUGCCUUGGGGCAAGCUUCUAUAUCACCACCCUUCUCCACAGAAGCAUGUUCAAAUCAUAAGCUAGUGUUGGUGGUGCUGUAAUUCGUAUGGUCAAUCAGAUAAUCAGUGCAACAUGCUCGUCAUGUGUUUGGAUGCAACUGAGAGUGCAUAUGCACAUUAGAUGCUGUGAAUAAAAGGUUGUGUGCUUGGCCAGUAAUUUUAAUAUGUGAGGCCUUCAUUGGCUAUGUAUAAUAUAAUGUUCUCUUGCCAUGUAUGUGUUGAGUGUUGGAUAACAAAAUGAUAAUGUUAAGUGAAAUUCUUCAAUAUCAAAUGAACUCUUUGUACAGAUUUUUUUAGUUCUAUUGGAUUUCCCAUAAUAGUUUGCAUACAGGUCUACCAUUGUGUCUCUUCAUGAAUGCGGUACUACUAAGCAAGCCUGAGAAGCCUUUGUAAUAGUUUGUGUAAUUGAGCAGUUUCUUUCUUUCAACUGCCAUAAUGUGUGCAAUUUCAUCUUGAUUCUAAAGUACAUGUUUCCUUUCUACUUGAAGUUAGAUGUAGGUCAGUAGGCAUCAGGAUGAUUGCAUAGCCCAAUAUUCUCCCUUGUUACAUAAUUUUGCAAGCUAUUGGUGACCACAAAUUAUUACGGGUUCUGUAUGCCAAACAAUGCUCUCUGUUUAAUGCAAAAUAUAUUGUUUGUAGGCACUAUUUGGUUUUGCUUGACAUUGAUUUUGGUGGUUUGCAUUUAAGUUAAAAUGCAGGCAGUGGUUGUUCUUUAUUGUUUGGUAAUUUAAUUUUUCUCUUCUGUUAGUUGUACUUGUUCUUUAUUGUUUGGGAUUUUGUUGCUUUCAGGAGAUAGCUUCUUCUCGCUUGCUUCUUCAGACUUGUAAUCCAUGAUCAUUUUGCAGCUUUCAGUAGGUAGCAUAUUCUUUAUUCUUUUGGGGUAAUUCUGUGUUGUUGCUGCCUUCUUUUUACAUAUAGUUUUGCAUCGCUUUGCUUUGCACUCUUCCUGGCAUGCUUAUAACAGAGACCUUUGUCCAUUAGACAUAGUAACUGUUUGAAUUAUCAAAAUUCGCUACCAUUUGCUCACCACCAGAAGUUUAUCUGUUCACAAAACAUGGUCCAGGAAGGCAUUUUUUCUGCUAUGUUUUUUGAAAUAGAAUUCUGAUAUGGGGCAAUGAUGAUCGACCAUUGCUGAUAUAAGCAUGCUCUCGAGCAAUCGAGUAAGCUGUGCGUAUUCAGUUUGAUCCUCCCUCGUCUCGUGGAGCCAUUUCAACCAUGAUAAGAAUUAUGGAACGGAGGGAGUACUAAGAGCAACUCUAGCAGAUUUGCUAUAUUUUUGGUGGCUCUGUCCUUGGAAGGUCAUUUUGAUGAGUGAUAACCAGGGCAGCUCCACACUAUAAAUGGGUUGAUCUGGUGAUAAGAGAUGAUUGGGGUAGGUUAUAUGAUCAAGCAAAGGCGAAUCUGAGGCCCCUCAAAUGCAAUUCUAGUGCUCUUUCAGCAUAAUGUGCUGCACUGUUUCUCUUUUUUUUAUCUGUAUUUGAAGGUGUCGCUUAUUUAUGCAAUUGUGUUUAUAGCUGUCCUGUGUAUGUAUUUCUUCCCUCUCAUACCUUUAUUGCGUAAGUUGUUCUUGCCCUUUUUUUUUCAUCUGUCUGCACUAUAGUACAUCAAGUAUCAGGCAAGAAAAAAUUGUACUUUGAUGCUACAUAUUCAGUUAGUUUUGUUCCCACUGUUCAACUUAAAUGGAUUAUCGUGGCCCCCAGCACACCAUACUUUGUGGUCGCAUACAUGCACAGCAAAAUACUCCAAAUCUGAUGUGGUCUAAUGAUGCUCUAUCAUGUAUUUUAAUAAGCAUGCCUUAGAUCAAGCUUCUAUAUCACAGCCCUUCUCCACAGAAGCAAGUUCAAGUCGGUGGUGCUGUAAUUCGUAUGCUUGUCAUAUUCCUUUUGGAUGCAAUUGAGAGUGCAUAUGCACAUUAAAUGCUGUGAAUCAGAGCUUGCGUGCCUCGUCAGUAAUUUUGAUAUGUGAGCCCUCGAUUGGCUAUGUAUAAUAUGUUGUUCUCUCGCCAUGUAUGUGUUGAGUGUUGGUUAACAAAAUGAUAAUGUUCAGUGAAAAUUUUCAAUAUCAAACAAAUUUGUUGUACCGAGUUUGUUAGUUCUAUUGAAUUUCCCAUGAGAGUUUGUAUGCCGGUAUACCAUUGUGUCUCUUCAUGAAUGCGGUCCUGCUGAGCAAGCCUGAGAAGCCCUUGUACUAAUAGUUUGUGUAUUUGAGCAGUUUCGCCCUUUCAACUGCGAUGAUGUGUGCAAUUUCAUCUUGAUUCUAAAGUAGAGUUCCUUUCUACUUGAGGUUAAAUCGAGGUCAGUAGGCAUCAGGAGGAUUACAUAGCCCAAUAUCCUCCCUUGUCACAUAAUUUUGCAAGCAAUUGGUGACCACAAAUUAUUACGGGUUCUGUAUGCCAAACAAUGCUCUGUUUAAUGCAAAAUAUUUUUUUGUAUUGUAUUGUACUGCUAUUGCACAAGAUUUCUGGUUCCUCCUAACUAUGAGGCACUAUUUGGUUUUGCUUGACGGUAAUUUUGGCGCUUUAUUUCAACUAGAAUGCACGCAGGACAUGUUGUUUGGUCAUUUGAUAUUUUUCUUCUCCUACGGCUACUUGUUCUUUAUUUGUUUCUAAUCAUUUUGCUGCUCUCAAGAGAUGCUUACCAUAUUCUCGCUUGGUUCAUCAGUGACCUCAUCCAUUUGGUUUGGUGUCAAAAGAGAAAGGGCCUCCCAACCAAGUUUCAUGUUCAUCUUAUUGGCUCUAGCUGUGAUCUUGUAGAUAUUGCUGCAUGUGGAACAUAUUUUAGCGUUUCCUAAGUUGGGUUCUAGAGUGGUUGCACUCUGUUAUACCAAGGUAGACUUGCUGGCUUGUUUUUAAAUGGUUGUCAUACCAGCAUUGUUUUCUCCCAGCAAAUUACCAGCUGCAGCAUUUUGUUCUUACAUGUGACAGAGAACCGAGGAUGUUGCAUGUUGCUGUCUGUAACCAUAAGCAAUUUUUUGGCUGCUGUGACUCUGAUUGAGUUGCUGGGUUUAGCUGAGCCACUGAGGUCUGAGGUGAUAUUUUGACUGCUGUUACUGUUGCCUCGAGUGCCAGUUUGGGCGUUCGACGCCUACGGUCUGUUCGAAGUGCUACGGUUUUGUCGUGUUACCCCGUGACAGGUUUCUUCAAUGUUAAGCAUCAUUUAGCAUGUUAUUGUUUUCUCAAACCGGCUGUCUCCAUCUCUUGGGCCUGGUUUGAAUAAUCAUACACUUUUGGUUGUACGUGUGCAGGGCUGCAUGCAGGCUGGCUGGCUGGGAGUGUGUACGUCCUCGCACACCCGCGCCUUCUUAAAUCCCAGACCACAUCGGCAGUGACGCCGGCGGGCUGCAGGGAGUGACGGGCAGAAAUGGCGGCCUCCUCCCACCCCGCCGUCAUCUUGGUGUUGCUGUUGCUCCUCCUCGUCGUGGCGUUCGCGCCCGCACCGGCAGCAGCAGUGAGCCCCUCCAAGCGCCCCACCCAUCAGCCUCCCUCUUUCCCUGCCGGAAUCUCUACCCCGCGGCAGCUGGCUGCAAGCUCGAGCAGCGGGUACGCCACUGCGGUGAAGCCGUUCACGGCGCACUACUUCCCGCAGGAGCUGGACCACUUCACCUUCACGCCCAACUCCUCCCGCGUCUUCUCCCAGAAGUACCUCCUCAACGACACCUUCUGGCGGCGGAAGCCCACCGUCGGGCCGCUGUUUGUGUACAUGGGCGGCGAGGCCGACAUUGAGUGGUUGGCCACCACCACGGGCUUCAUGUUCGACAUCGCGCCAGAGUUUGGGGCUCUCAUCGUCUUCAUCGAGCAUCGGUUCUACGGGGAGUCAAAGCCGUUCGGUAACGACUUGUACAAGUCAGCUGACAUGCUGGGCUACCUGACGUCCACACAGGCGCUCGCCGACUUUGCCAUCCUCAUCACCAGCCUCAAGCAGAACAUGUCCAUUGUUGACGCCCCUGUCGUCGUCUUCGGCGGCUCUUACGGCGGCAUGUUGGCUUCAUGGUUCAGGUUAAAGUAUCCCCAUGUCGCCAUGGGAGCCCUGGCGUCUUCUGCACCCAUCCUGCACUUCGACGACAUCACUCCGUGGUCAAGCUUUCAUGAUACCGUCUCACAGGACUUCAAGUCCGAGAGCCUGAAUUGCUUCAGUGUCAUCAAGGCAGUCUGGGAUGUGCUAGAUAACAGGGGAUCCAAUGACACAGGGCUCUUGGAGCUCAGCAAAACCUUCAGGGCCUGCAAGACCGUACAGUUCAUUUAUUCGCUGAGCGGCUGGCUACGGACAGCGUUCAUCCACACAGCCAUGAUGGACUAUCCAACCCCAGCAAAUUUCUUGAUGAAUCUGCCUGCUUACCCAGUCAAGGAGAUGUGCAAGAUCAUUGAUUCUUUUCCUGCGGGAGCCGACGUCAUCGACAAGGCUUUCACUGCGGCGAGCAUGUACUACAAUUACACAGGCGACCAGAAAUGCUUCCAGGUGGAGGGUGGCGAUGAUGACCCUCAUGGCUUCAAAGGAUGGGGCUGGCAGGCCUGCACAGAGAUGGUCAUGCCGAUGACGGUGUCGAACGAGAGCAUGUUCCCACCAUCCAGCUUCAGUUACGAGAAGACGUCCGAGAACUGCCUCGCGGGCUACAAAGUUCUUCCGAGGAUGCACUGGAUCACUUCUGAAUAUGGUGGCCAUAAAAUUGACAAGGUUCUCAAGAGGUUUGGGAGCAACAUCAUCUUCUCCAAUGGGAUGCGAGACCCGUGGAGCGGAGGCGGGGUACUCAAGAACAUAUCAUCCAGCAUCAUUGCUCUUGUCACGGAGAAAGGGGCCCAUCAUUUGGACCUCAGAUCUGCAACCAAGGAUGAUCCAGACUGGAUUGUAGAACAAAGGAGACAGGAAGUUGAGAUCGUACAUGGAUGGAUAGACCAGUAUAACAAGGACAUUGCACAGAUGUAGCAGUAAGA
This is a messenger RNA of Triticum urartu, 12126 nucleotides long. RefSeq lists its product as uncharacterized. The record is from RefSeq and is a predicted model, not a curated record. Gene Ontology annotation, biological process: proteolysis. NCBI's taxonomy places the organism in Eukaryota, Viridiplantae, Streptophyta, Magnoliopsida, Poales, Poaceae. Gene Ontology annotation, molecular function: serine-type exopeptidase activity; dipeptidyl-peptidase activity.